AUGGACGAAUGUGGAAAAACUUUCAGUUGAAGCUCAAACCUGAUUAUACAUCAGAGAAUUCACACAGGAAAGAAACCAUAUGUAUGUAGUGAAUGUGGGAAAGACUUUAAUCAAAGUUCAAAUCUUAUUAUACAUCAGAGAAUUCAUACAGGAAAGAAACCUUAUAUAUGUCAUGAAUGUGGAAAAGACUUCAAUCAGAGCUCCAACCUGGUUCGACAUAAGAGAAUUCAUAAUGGUGAGAAUCCCUAUGAAUGUAAAGAGUGUGGGAAGGCCUUCAAGGGGAGCUUGAACCUUGUCCUGCAUCAGAGAAUUCACACUGGAGAGAAGCCAUAUGUAUGCAAUGAAUGUGGGAAGGGCUUCAAUCAAAGCUCAGAUCUUAUUAUUCAUCACAGAACUCACACUGGAGAGAAACCCUAUGAAUGUUAUGAAUGUGGACAGACUUUCAGUCAAAGCUCACACCUGGUCACACAUCAAGGAAUUCAUACUGGAGAGAAACCCUUCAAGUGCAGCAACUGUGAAAAGACCUUCAGGCAGUGCUCCCGCCUCACUGAACACCAGAGACUCCACAGUGGGGAGAGACCCCAUGAAUAAAAAUCUUACGAAUGUAAUAAGUGUGGAAAAUCUUUCCGGGGAAGUUCAGAUCUAAUUCGGCAUUGGAUAACUCACACUGGAGAGAAACCCUAUGAAUGCAGUGAAUGUGGGAAAGCCUUUGGCCAGAGGUCGCACCUUAUGACACAUUAGAAAAUUCACACUGGAGAGAAACCCUAUCAGUGCAAUGAGUGUGGGAAAGCCUUCCAGCAAUGUUCGCUCCUCAUCCGGCAUCACAGAAUCCACAGUGGUGAGAAACCUUCUUAUCAGUGCAGUCAGUGUGGUAGAACUUUUCGAGGCAGCUCAGAUCUCACCUGACAUCAGGUAACUCACUCAGGAGAGAAACCCUAUGAAUGUAAGGAAUAUGGGAAAACUUUCAAUCAGAGCUCAGAUCUUAUGAAACAUCACAGAAUUCAUAGUGGAGAAAAACCUUAUGUGUGCAAUGAAUGUAGGAAAUCUUUUAGGGACAGCUCAGAUCUCAUUAAACACCACUGUGUUCACACUGGCGAGAAACCCUAUGAAUGCCCUGAGUGUGAGAAGGCCUUCUGCCAGAACUCACACCUUGUUAGUCACCAGAGAAUUCACACUGGAGAGAAAGCCUUUGAAUGUAGCCACUGUGGGAAGGCCUUCAGCAGGCACACAGCUUUUCUUAAACAUCAGAAACUUCACACUGGAAAGGAGCUUGGGGAACACAAGAGAGUCCUUAAAUAUAACUUACUCUAA
Capra hircus (goat) is the source of this 1311-nucleotide messenger RNA. RefSeq names its product zinc finger protein 594. Gene Ontology annotation, biological process: regulation of transcription by RNA polymerase II. The record is from RefSeq and is a predicted model, not a curated record. Gene Ontology annotation, cellular component: nucleus. Gene Ontology annotation, molecular function: RNA polymerase II cis-regulatory region sequence-specific DNA binding; DNA-binding transcription activator activity, RNA polymerase II-specific. Lineage: Eukaryota; Metazoa; Chordata; Mammalia; Artiodactyla; Bovidae. The transcript is spliced from 4 exons.